AUGGUUUUGUGCUCUACAGAACUCCAGAUGAUGGAUCAUUCCGCGGUGGCCGAAGCUGACAAUGCAGCCAAUCUUGGGGAUGACUACGAGGACUCGUCAGUAGCGUCGCUGAGAUCCAGCAUUCUUCAACACCAGUCUGAGAAUGGCCGCACGUAUCACGCCAUGAGCGCGGGAAAGUACAAUUACCCCAAUGACGAGCGAGAGAAUGAUCGCCUAGAGCUUCAGAGCACGAUCUGGAAACUCACUCUCGAUGGUGAACUCGCAGUAGCCCCGGCUCACAAAACCGCCAGGCGUGUCCUCGACAUGGGAACUGGCACUGGCGUCUGGGCCGUUGAUUACGCGGAGACAUUCCCAGAGGCAGAGGUGAUCGGAGUUGACUUGAGCCCAACCCAACCGCAGUGGGCCCCUCCCAACUGCAAGUUCGAAAUUGACGACCUCGAAAAGCCUUGGACGUGGAGUGAACCUUUUGACUACAUCUUUUGUCGAACCAUGGAGGGCUCCUUCACAGACCCUGCGGAUAUUGUACGUAAGGCUUACAAGGCUCUGUCACCUGGUGGAUGGUUCGAGGCCGGCGGCUUCGUGUUGCCGCUGGGAUGCGAUGAUGGUACCCUCAUCAAGGGAUCAGCACUCAGCCAAUGGCAGGAGUUGAUGGUCGAGGCCGGCGAGAAAAUCGGCCGCUCCAUCGAAAGCCCAGCAAAGUACACGGAUGCCAUGAAAGAAGCGGGCUUCGUUGACAUUACAGUCAAAAAGUACGUCUGGCCGCUCAACUCGUGGCCAAAGGACAAGAAGCUCAAGGAAAUUGGGCGAUGGCAUCACGUCAAUCUCGAUCAAGGGUUCGAGGGUCUGUCCCUUGCUCUCUUUACACGAGCUCUGAACUGGACCAAGGAAGAGGUUCUGGCACUUUGCGCUGAAGCACGGAAGGAGCUGAAGAGUAAGAGCACGCAUGCGUACUGGAAUGUCCAGGUUACGUACGCCCGUAAGUCGGAGGAAACAGAUGGUGCGAAGGAUGUCUGA
Molecule: messenger RNA, 1014 nt
Organism: Colletotrichum karsti
Lineage: Eukaryota; Fungi; Ascomycota; Sordariomycetes; Glomerellales; Glomerellaceae
Product: methyltransferase domain-containing protein
Exons: 11
Coding region: 1-1014 (337 amino acids)
Molecular function (GO): methyltransferase activity
Source: RefSeq, a predicted model, not a curated record